Messenger RNA from Gasterosteus aculeatus aculeatus (three-spined stickleback), 11854 nucleotides. It is a transcript of the gene tet3, whose product is annotated as tet methylcytosine dioxygenase 3. Gene Ontology annotation, biological process: positive regulation of transcription by RNA polymerase II; chromosomal 5-methylcytosine DNA demethylation, oxidation pathway. Gene Ontology annotation, molecular function: DNA 5-methylcytosine dioxygenase activity; DNA binding; zinc ion binding. The record is from RefSeq and is a predicted model, not a curated record. Gene Ontology annotation, cellular component: nucleus. NCBI's taxonomy places the organism in Eukaryota, Metazoa, Chordata, Actinopteri, Perciformes, Gasterosteidae.
CGUCUCCACGUUGGAGCACAAGUUAAUUCUCUCUUGAGUGGAAAUGUUUGUUGCAUCUUUUUAAAAUUCUCCCUUCACGUUAUUAUGGUACUUUUUGUUCGGUAUAUUUUCCUUUUGUGAAGACUGAAGCUGUGGAGGAAUAUCGAGGCAUUUAAAGAGCGCACUGGUGACUGGUGCUCAGCCUGUGCAGACACCGCCAUGACCCCCCAAGCUCCAGCUGUGCUGCCCAGACUGUGGUGGACCAUCUACCAUACCAAAGGGUAGCCGGCAAGGAUGGUCUCCACACUGCAAGUUACAACCAGGAUUCUCCAGGAACACAAUAUGAUAAUCAAGCUGUCCCUGGAGGGCUCAGACUAGAAUAUAUAGAUAACCUCUCUGGUAACAGCCUCCGUAGUCAAACGGGUUGGGGCUUUCUCCAGCUGCUUUUAUUAUCUAAAUAGACAAAGUCAAUAGAACUGAUUCUUUCGAGACACGUUUUUACCUGGCAAACUUUGUUUUUAAGACCCCCAAAAAUUGCAGCCAACAAUUCAUUGUAUUUUUGGAUGGUUUGGAUUUUUAAGCUCCAUUUUUAAAAACUUUUUCAAACUGGUUUUCGAACUAUUUAAGACACAGAAUAGACAGGUGAGGACAGCCGCCAUGCCCAGGGCAAGGAAAGGGACCGGUCCCCCACCUGAGGACAUUGACACGUUCCCCACGGAGGCGGAGGAGGCUCGGUCGCCCCACUCGCACAGGACAUCCUCAGAGAAGACGUCUCCUCUCAGCAGAUACAUCGAGACUGAACACCAGCAAGCGGGGCUCUUCUCUCUUUCCCCCUUCGACGACUCCCCGGACACCGCCGCUGACCUCCAGAAGAAAAGGAGGAAGAAAUGCGGCGACUGCGGCCCCUGCCUCCGCAGAGAGAACUGCGGGAGCUGCGCAAACUGCUUGAACCGCAAGACGGGCAAGCAGAUCUGCAAGAUGCGCAAAUGUGACCAGCUGAAGAGGAGACGGGAGGAGUGGGAGGUGGAAUAUUUCGAAGACAACCGACGAGGCAGCUCGGGAAACCCUGAACUGGCAGCCGAGACUGUUUGCGAAGUCACUUCAGUGGAUGGCCACAGAAGUGGAGGCCAGAUGGAAAUUGGGUCACAUGACCGCCUCCAGGAAGGCGUUGUGAGCCUGGAACUGACCAAUGGGGUGAGCCGCUACCCUAACGAUGAUUCGACAUCUAGUGAAACAGAGCAGCAGAGGGCAGGAAGCGUGCCUCCAAGGCAGAGCUGGUUGUCAGUACAUGGCAAGGUCAGUGACACCCAACAACCAUGUUGGAACCGCAGCAGCGACACAACCCCUGGUAAACCUGUCCACCACGCAGACAUGGAGGAUGCCCACAAUCUAGUGGCUUUUUCUGCUAUUGCUGGUUCCCUGCCUCCAUCCUCCUCGUCCUGCCUCGUGCGACCUAACACAGCCCAGCUGUAUGAGAAGUUCACCAAGGAGAAGGAUGUUGAGGGGUCACAGGCCAAAGGCUCUGCGGAAGCUCCUGAGAGAAGCUGCCAAACUCCAGAAGACCUGAACACCCUACAGUCAGCACUGAACCAAGCCAAACAUGGAACCAAGCCCCCUAACUGCAACUGUGAUGGGCCCGACUGUCCAGACUACCUUGAGUGGCUUGAGAAGAAGAUCAAGUCUGCAGCCAAUAAGGAUCAAGGUGCCCGCGAGAUGGCCGAUGCUCCCCCGCACCUGCAGCCUCACCUACAACCGAACCAUUUGCAGCAACCCCGCCAGAUGAACGGUGGCCACCGUCUGUCUACUUCUUACCCCCAGCAGGGAAGUCAAGGCCCUAAUCUCAGCCAAGGGCCGUGUUCCAAACCACCGAUUCCCUGCUCUCCCCAGGUGCUCUCCAUAGCCAAGGAAAACAACAUAAGUCUUCAGACAGCCAUUGCCAUUGAAGCCCUGACCCAGUUGUCUGGCACUGGUCCACAACCUGCCAGCUCACCAGGUCAACUUUCCUACAGCAGCAACCUCCACCACCACCACCACAAUACGCAGAACCUCCCAUCUCAACCCUCCAAUGGCAAUGGCUUGUCCUCGGCCAGCACACACUCAUCUUCCUCACGCUCUCAAUCUGUCCCUCCAGGACUAAACACCAUUCAGCAGGGCUCACUUUCCUGUGAGCACCACAGGCCCCAAUCCCAGGGCCAGCCACCCCAUGCUACCCCUCUCCCGUCCUCUACCUCUCCCUUCCCAGGUCAGGGAAAACAUCCAGGCUUCAGCUCUAACCCCCAGCAGUGGAAGCAAGGCUCAGACAGAGGCUCUGAACAGAGGAACCCGUGGAUGCUUAAAAAGUCCGAGCCUCAGUCUCACUACGCUGCUGCCCCUCACAGCAGCUCAGACCCCAUGUCGGAGCUCAAGCAGCUGCUUGGUGACACCAGUGGUAAGUUCAGCCACGCUCAUUUCAAGCUCCCAGUCACACAACCAAUCGUCUUGAACCAGAAUGGAGGUAUCCAGGCCCAGGACAACCCAGUAUUGGCCAGGAUAAAGCAAGAACCGGACUCUGGAGAGAACUACCAUCACAUUCCCUCCAUGGGACAUUACGGUAUGGUUAACGGUCAGCAGCAGGGUCAGCACUACACUGGCCCUCCCCUGUCUCCUGGCCAAGCAGCCAUCAGCCUAUCCACUCAGGCAGCUCUGCAACAACACCUUCACUACAAGAGGAACCUCUUCUCUAGCCACUCCCCUGGAUUUGGAGCACCGGGCCCUCAUGCCCCUAUGGCUGGUCAAAACUUAAAAAAAUGGUGGCCCCAGGUGAACGCAGAAGGUUUGCCACAUCUCGCCAUGAAACAGGAACCCAAGGAACCCAAGAAGAGGAAAAGCAGUCAAGGAUCUCCUGUCAUAAAACCUGUGAGUGGGAUGCUUUCAGGCCCUCCGCUGCCCAAACCUAAACAGAUAGUCAUCAAGAAGACCAAGCAGAAAGCCUCCCUUCCAACCUUCCUGCCGCCGAUUCAGAUCACCGUGCAAAAACCAUCAGCCCUCAUGGUGAACAGAGCCCUGACCAGCAUGCAACCAGGUCCUCACCCCUCUCUGCCCCUCCACAGUAACUCCACUCAGGCUGCUGCUGGAGGCCUCUCUGCCCCAGCCCAAUCUCAGGUAUCCAUCUCCAACUCCUCAAUGACUCCCUCUUCCAAUGUUUCUGGUUUGUCAGAAAACACUCCUCUACUCCAACCUGCGGCCCCUGUAGCUCAGGCUAAGUCAGAGGGAGUGGGGAGCGUGGCCUCCGUUAACACCAGCACCACCACGCCUGUGACCCCCACAUUUCCAUCCAGCGCCUCACAAUUACAGGGCGUCAUCAACAUAGACCCGAAGUACGAAGAUUUGAUCCGCCAGUUUGAGGCUGAAUUUGGGGACUCGCCUCCAGACGCAGGUGCCACUCAGCCAAAGGAGGUCAGUGCUACAGCCCCUCAGCCGAGGACUCAGUCCGAGACCAGUACUCAGGACAUCAGUCUCACGUCAUCUUCCACCUCCCUACCAUCUCCCUUAAUUCUCGCCAAUCGAGCGAGUUCGACACCUCAUGCAGAUGAUCGGGAGAUGGAAGUCAGCAAGGAUGAAUCGGGGUCCCAGAGUGAAGCAACCUUGAACCAGGCGUCCACAGAAAGCUUUAUGCGGGAUAUCUCACUACAUCGUCAGGCUAUUCUGAACAAGCAGCAUCUGUCAGAGAACAUGCCAUGUUCUCCGCUACCCAAACGCAUGAAGAUUGAGACCUCGGGUGACAUAGCAGUACUUUCCACCACAUGUUAUUCUGAGGAGGACACACCCACAAAGGACAGCCUGCCUGCUUCGCCAUCUCUCAGAGGCUUCCUAGAGUCUCCGCUGCGCUACCUGGACACCCCCACCAAGACCUUGCUGAGUACUCCCUCGAAGGAUCUGCAGGCAGAGUUCCCUACCUGCACCUGUGUGGAACAAAUCCUGGAGAAAGAUGAAGGACCGUACUACAAUCACCUUGGAUCAGGACCCACCGUAGCCUCCAUACGAAACCUGAUGGAGACCAGGUAUGGAGAGAAGGGGGAUGCCAUCCGGAUUGAGAAGGUGAUUUACACAGGCAGAGAGGGAAAGAGCUCACGAGGAUGUCCUAUCGCCAAGUGGGUGAUCCGUCGAGGCAGCGAAACAGAGAAGCUGCUGUGUCUGGUGCGUCAUCGCGCGGGCCACCACUGUGCCAACGCUGUCAUCAUCAUCCUCAUCAUGGCCUGGGAAGGUGUCCCGAGGGCCUUGGCUGACAAGCUGUACCACGAGCUCAGUGGCACCCUCACCAACUACGGCAACCCCACCAGCCGACGCUGCGGCCUCAACGACGAUCGUACCUGCGCGUGUCAGGGUAAGGACAGUGAGUCUGCUGGUGCUUCCUUCUCCUUUGGCUGCUCCUGGAGUAUGUACUUCAAUGGCUGCAAAUACGCCCGGAGCAAAAUACCCCGCAAGUUCAGACUACAAGGAGAUCACCCUGAAGAGGAGGACAAACUCAGGGAUAACCUACAGUAUCUGGCAACCGAGGUGGCUCCUUUGUACCGGAAGCUCGCACCAAAGGCCUACAGUAACCAGUGCGAGACUGAGUCGAAGGCUCCGGAGUGCAGGCUGGGCUCGAAGGAAGGCCGGCCCUUCUCUGGAGUCACUGCUUGCAUGGACUUCUGUGCCCACGCUCACAAGGACCAGCACAACCUCUACAAUGGUUGCACAGUGGUAUGUACUUUGACUAAGGAGGACAACCGUUCAGUGAAGGAGAUUCCAGAGGAUGAGCAGCUCCAUGUGUUGCCUCUUUAUAGGAUCUCCCAGACUGAUGAGUUCGGCAGUGAGGAGGCCCAGCGUCUCAAGAUGCAGACGAAAGCCAUCCACGUGCUUCAGGCUUUUCGCCGUGAGGUGCGCAAGUUGCCCGAACCUGCCAAGUCCUGCCGACAGCGCAGACUGGAGGCCAAGAAGGCCAAUUCGGAGAAGAAGAAAAAUAAACUCAUGCAGCAGGCAGGAGCGACACCGGAUAAAACAAUCGUCAAGGCUGAGGUCUGCAUCACAGGUUCCCCUCAACUCCAAGACAAUAAAGCAAUUAUAAAACAAGAGGUGAAGCCCAACAUCAAGAAAGAGCCGUUCAAUGGAUCAAUGGAUGGAUACCGUGUGCAGGCAGCAGACCCAUUCAACAACAUCUAUCCGCACCCUGCCUACUAUGCAAGGGGAGGCCUUCCCCCGACUGGCCAGCCCUCUGCAUCCGACCCAGUAAACGGUUACCACCACAAUCUGCCCGCGAUGCACUAUGGCUACUACAACUACUCCCCCAAUGCACUUUUCCGCCCUAAGCUGAGGACCUACGAGGGUCGAAAUGGCUCUUCGCCCAAAGCAGGCGGCAAGGUUGCCCAGGCUGACUUGAAGCCUGACAUUCAAAGCCUUCAGGCCAGACUGACCCAGUCCUUCCCCAGCCACCCAGAGCAAGCCAACCAACCAAACCUCAGCGCUUACGCCCAGCACGCAGACCACAACCAGUCCCGUUCUUCCUCCGUGUGCUCCGAACAGUCCAACAGAGGCACCCCAGUCAUCAAACAGGAGCCUAUGGACGUGCCGGUCUAUGAAGGCACAACGCACGGCCAGGCUGGUGCCAAGACACCGAGCAACACCCCCCAGCCUGCAGCCUGGCAAGGGCAUAAGUUUAAUGGAAGUAUCGUUCCCACCAACUGGGAAGGCCAUCUGCAUCCAAAACAAGGCCCCGAGGGCUCGUUGUUGACCCCGGACAAGCAGCAGUUUCACCAGCAUCCCCAGCAGCGGCAGGCCUCUCCUUACCCGGCGCAGUGGACAUCCUACCCAGGCUCAAAUGCCCUAAAUCCUUCCCCUGCUCCUUCGGCAUCACUCCAGGUACCUCCCUCUUCAUCCCCAUCACCUCACCUAGGGACAGCGUUCCCCGGUAACAUGCACCAAGGGUCCACGCGCCCCUCUACCCCGCGCUCAAACACCCCUCAGACAGGUACACCGCAGCCUGGCAGCGCUCACUCAGGCUCAGUCACAACGCACCCGGGCCCAGGCACUCCGGGCCCAGGCACCCCGGGCCCAGGCACCCCGGGCCCAGGCACUCCGGGCCCAGGCACUCCGGGCCCAGGCACCCCGGGCCCAGGCACCCCCAGGCACUGGGCCAGCCCUGCUCCUAGCCCUCAGCCAAAUGCUUGGGCCAUGGGGCCCGCGGCGUAUAGCCCUGGUUUGAAGCACAGCAAUCCUGCAGGGGCCUACGCAGACAAGAUCUGGUCCAAGACCGGGGAAAGUCGGUGUUCCACCCCUCUGGGGCUCCAAGAGAAGGCCUGGAAGUCCGGUGGAGGUUCAAUGGCGGGCAUUUCCCCGUCUCCUACGCCCGAGGGUCGCCUGUUCCCUGAUGCCCUGCAGCAGUCAGAUCAGGCCUGCUGGACUCCCAACCGAGCCGAGAGUGACGUUGAGAGCACCAAAGGCCGCGAGGAGUACGACGAAGAGGAGUGGUCCGACAGCGAGCACAACUUCCUGGAUCCCAACAUUGGUGGUGUAGCCGUAGCACCAGCCCACGGGUCCAUCCUGAUUGAAUGUGCCCGUCGGGAACUACAUGCUACCACUCCGCUCAGAAAGCCUGAUCGCUCCCACCCCACCCGCAUCUCCUUGGUCUUCUACCAGCACAAGAACCUCAACCAGCCCAUGCACGGCCUGGCUGUCUGGGAAGCUAAAAUGAAGCUGCUGGCGGAGCGAGCACUGGAGAGGCAGCAGGAAGCAGCUCUCCUUGGCCUCUCCCAGGAGGAGAUCAAGGCCCUCGGGAAGAAACGCAAGUGGGGGGCUACGGCGGCAGGUGCCAGUCCAGGACCGGGACAAUCUAAAGACAAGAGGGAGGGGCCAGUGACGCGGUUAGCACCCACGCUGCACACCUCCACCACGGUGACUGCGUCUCCCUAUGCCUUCACCCGCCUCACUGGGCCCUACAGCCACUUUGUCUGAGGUCACGCGGAUACAGAAAGACUGACGGCUACAGAGCGGUGCAGCGGAGAGAGCAGGGCGAAUGUCUCUCAGCCGUCCCACAGUCUGGUCUCUCCAUCCUGGCCCCCUCCAGUCCCAAUAGAGGGGGGGGGGGGGACAUUUUUAUUGUUUUUUACCUCAUGUCAGGCAGGUGUUUGGGCUUCAGACACACUGCCUGUGGUGCUCUUCCUCUCUCUUCCCUGUAGAGGAUCUCCAUUGCUUUUUCUUGUUCAUAGAAUUUUAAUGAUUCUAAUUAUUGCUAUUAUUAGCGCUAUUAUUAUGAUUGCUAUUGUUACUGUCAAUGUUGUUAUUACAGGUAUUAUUAUAAUGAAGACUUGUUUGUUUUUUAUUAUUGCUGUUUUCAUUAAUGUUAUUAUUAAUGAUGUGAUUGUUUUUGGUUAUAUAUAUUUUUUUUAAAUCAAUCAGUCUGUCAGACUUAGACAAUUGCUUUUCCAUGUUUGGAAAACGUGUACCCUUUUUUGUUUCUGAUUUGUUUGUUGUUGUCAAUCUUCCAGCUGUACUUAGAGGAGGAGCCAUUAUCGGCCUGGUAAGACAGCAAAUCAACAUUAUGGAAAUCAUAUGUACGCAUCUGAAAAAAGGGGUUUUCAGUGGGCUUGUUUCAGAUAUCAAUCUCUAUUUAAAGAUGUACAGAUGUGUAUCUUUGAUUUUAUGGCAAGAAGCCCUCUGUAAAAGUUAAUUCCAAUUAUUGUCAACCUGGGGCUCUAUUUUCUAGUUUUAUUACUAUUCCUGAUCACGAAUACGUUGACCAACAGCCCUGCUUUCUUAUACACAAAAUACAGUAUCACUGUAGCGAAGCCUUCCAACAGCCAUUUUUAUAUUUUCUAUAGCAUGGAAUUUGCAUAUACUGUAUCUUUGUAUUUGCAUCCGUUCACAUUUCCCCGUUACCUGGGAAAAUGUGAACUUCAGCCUUCCGGUAAAAAAAUUCCAGUUGCCCCUUAAAACACAUUUGGAAAAGAUUUAGCUGCCUCUGUUGCCGUCGGAUGACGUGCUCCUCCUCCUCCGUACCCCUUCAGACUGGUGCUCAACUUCCAGCUGUGUUUGAUUUUCAUUCCGCUACUCUCCAUGGCACUUGAUGCUGAACUUAGGUGCUCUCUAACCCGGCUCGACUAUUAUCAGCAAGUGAAUUUGUUUUGCCCGAGGUGGAGUGUCAGAAUGAGGAGCUCUAUUGCUUUAAGACAUCGGCGACGAGAGAUUUGCUUCACAAAUCCUGUCACGUGCUCCCGUAAACUGUACAUAUCUGGCACUCCGCUGGGGGACAAAAAUAAGUGACGCUAUUUGCAAAUGCCGUUCCACCCAGUUCGGCAACUGGCACGUAGAUGGGUAACAGGUGGCACACUUUAUCUUCCUAUUACAUUCAAGUAUGCGGGAGCACCUCGCAGUGUAAACUCUAGAGGGCAGCAGUGGCUGCCGCUUCAAAGUGGUGUGUACAAACAAACCGUGUAGCGCGUGAGCUCCAUCCGGCGACCAGCAGCCUCUCCUCGCUACUUCAACAAGCCGCUGCCAGCAGAGGGGGAUCUCAGGCCCGUUAGCGGACCGCGGAUGGGCGUUGUGAUGUAGUGGAUCUCACGGCGCGGAUGUGAGCGGGUGCUCUUUUGGAAGCCCGUCCUGGGGUUGUGCAGAGGGAAAUGGUGUUUGGGACAGCGGUGCUUUUGGUGCUAGUACACACACACACCCUCACGUAGACACACACGCACACACACUCUCCGGUGCUCUCCUGCUACACUUGAUAUACUGUGAAGGGCCCCCUCCUUCCUCUGCAUGGUGCUGUCAUCUUAGAGCAGAGAGAGGGAGAGAGACGCGUCCUUCUGCGGGCGCCCCGUCUCCACAGAGCCAGUCAAUCAAAGGAGCCGCCCCGCGGCGGCAGAUCUGACGCUGGGCCUCACAACCGGUUUCAUUUUAAGGUGCUUUUUGCAAAUUAUUAUGGAAAUGUGGGUUUUGUCUCACACGGCGCUCUGUACGGGGCAGAGAAAGCACAGUAAGUUCAGUGCAUCGCCCGUAAGCCUAUUCACAGAGAUAGACAACAGUGAAAUGGAGAAGUGGAGACCUGGGACUUGGCGUCAAAUGCAAGAGUCAAUGAAUCUCUCGGUUUGCGUGUGUGAAAGGGACUCAAACACAUGGUUGCGUGUAAGAGAAAAGCCAAAGAGAGACUAUUUGACGGCCUGGAAAGAGUCUUGUGAGCCGCUCGUUUGUUGUUAUCGGGCGUCGACAGUGGGGCUGUUUGAUUCGUGGUAUUCGAGCGGGGACACGGUUGCCUCGCGGCGUCUGUCAGAAAUGAAAGUGAGCGGCUAAUAUUGGAUAGAGGCAGACUCCUGGCUGCCCGGUGGUUGUUUGGUCCAAGGCCCCGGGCAUUUGGUGUAGGACCGCGAUACCUCUCCCGAAGGUCUCCAGUCUUUUUACCUCGCGCUGUAGAGACACUGGUCACAAUCAGCAGAAAUCAUGCUUAUGUCCUUUUGUGUGCUCUAAAUCUCCACACUCAUUUUAACCUGUUUUCUUUUGGGUUUUUCUACUCUUAUUUAUUACUACAUGGUGAUGAUGAUAAUGAUUGUCUUUGAUGUUAUUGUUUUUUCAUCUUUUUUUAUAUAGCUAAUACAAAUUGUACAUAGAGAAGAAAAGAUUUAUAAAAGCACUUUUAAUCUUGAUUUUAAACAAAAAGAAAGAGCCGACUAUUGACAACUUGAAGCUUAGUUUUUUUGUUUUGUUUUUUUUCUCAAGAGAGAGAUAAAAAUGUAAAUAUUAAAAUAUUUAGGUAAGAUUAUUUAACUUGUGAUGAUAGUAAAUAAACCAUAAAUGACAAGGGGGUAUUUUGAAGUCUCUGACAGCCCUCAACAACACCUGGUCCCGAUGUGUUGUGUGUAAAUGUGUGCUUAGUAACACUGCUGUUUUUUCUUUUGUAAGUACUGUAACCCUUGUCAGCAUGUAACUGAGACCUGUCACUUUCUACUAAGAAAUACAUCAGCUCAUUAAUGUAACAUUGAACCAAGCUUGACAUACUUACUGGCAAAAGUCAAAAUAACUGAAGGGUACUCCCCAAGAAGAUUUAAUGGAAGUUGGAGCGAGCCGCUAGUUAGUUUAGCUUAGCAUGAAGACGCAAAAUGGGGUGGGGGGGGGGGCAAGUAGACCGACUCUGUGAACAGGCAAAAAAACCCACCCACCAGUACCUCUAAACCCCACUAACACCGUACAUUUCAUUUAUUCAUCGGUCCAAAAACCAACGCUUCACCAAGUCAACCUUUGGUUUCAUGGUGGUUACGCUGGUUACGAGUCUAUAGGCCGUCCGCGUAACCAGGCAACCAGCGGAGACCGCAGGAAGUGACCGCGCCCUGCCACGAUGGUGUGUGCACAUGGACUAAAACGUUUGUUUUUUGCGCGGAUUCAUCAGCAGUGCUUCUCGAGCACUUUGCUCAGAGCCAAACUAACCACUGCCCCCUAUUUCCAGUCCUUCACGCUGAGCUAAGCUAACUGGCUACGUACGGAAAUGAGAGGGGUAUACAUCGCCUCAUCUCAUCUUAUAUUUCCCAGAAUAUUUACCCUAUUCCCUUAAUACCAUUAAAGCUGCCCUUUACAAAUUUGCCCCCGAUCCAAAGGAGUGAAGUUUAAAGCCGGGCAGAGGUGGGAAUGUUUUUUAGCGAUCUUUGUCAGUUGUGUUAGACUAUCAGGUAAGAGACUCCCUGCUUGUUUAGAUGUAUCUAUGAUUAUCUACUCAUAAUAGUAAGUAUGUACUUGGCUUAAGAAUCAUGACGCCCCUUCGGAACACAACUUUGAGUGUUUGGUUUGGAAUAAUUACUCGUGUGAUACACAUAUUAUGGCUCACAGUGGUUUGACCGGUGCUGGGGCCGGAACUGGUACAGCAACGGCACAUUUUACUCUUCAAGCAUAACGCACGGACCCCAUCACACACGCACACAAAUGCGUAAACGGGUGCUGAGGACACAUCUUAAAAUGUCCAACUUCACGAGAGGUCUUCAUGAGAAGCGCCUCCUCCCAAGCUCGUUUUAAGACGGGGGGGAUUGGUCAGCUGGUGCUAUGAUGCUAACACCUAAUAAUUCACUGUGUAAAAAGACUAAAGAUGUGAGGGAUAAAUAAUUACCACAAAUAUUUUCUGAGCUCUUCGAGAGUCGAGAGAAAUACACUUUUGAUUCAAGCAGUUUCGCAGUAUGAGAAGCUGCUCUGGUGCUGACUUUGUGGAGUCUUUUGUUACGAUGCAACUCAACGGGCACUCAAACAGUUCAUUACAAUCUAUUAACAUUCUCUCCGUAUUGUACUUGAGCUCCUUUAAACAACGAUGAAAUAUAGAGUCAUAUUGUAUGACGACUGUUACCUGGGUUUCAUUUUUGGUAUCAUAGGCUCUUGAAAUGAUCUUUAAGCAAGUUGUACACUUAAUGAUGAAGAUAUUUGAACAAUACAAGAAUAUCUGUUGUGUUUUGCCCCUUUCCUGUCCCUGGUCACGCACUUCCUUUACUCAACCGCUCUCCUAUUCUUGACACGUGUAUAUUUAGUCUUUCUCACACGCACACAAACAUAGAUAUACAGAUGCAUCUCACUGCGUAUGGCCCACAUUUAGAAGUCUGCUGAAAACCUAAUUUAAUGAACACUCUCCAAAUUUGGGAUGGAGACUUGAACCCCGGCCCGUAUUAAAGAAAAAAAAAAAAAUGAACCUACACAACUGGCAGCUACUUUCCUUUUUGAGUUAGGAUUGUUCUUGGUUCUUUAUUUUCAUGUCAAGGAUGCAGUAUGUAAAAAAGUGUUUUUGUUCAGUCUCUCUCUCUUUGUAGCUGUAUGGUGUAUUAUGUGAAUACAUAGUGUAUGUGGUAAAAAAACCACAAUAUUGUUUUAUGUUGCGCGAUAAAUAAAAACAUUGAAGUGAAAA